AUGUUUGCUUUCUUGUUUUCAGUAGCGGUUGUGGUGGGUGUUCACUAUACCUUUGCAAGCACGUCAUACCCGGAUGAAAACCCAGCGCUUCAAGAGUAUCAAAAUGAAGCUGCGGCCUUUCCGCUUGAAGAGCAAUGGUACAUGAUGUACAGGAACUAUGAGUCAGAUCCCUUUUUUGGUGACAAAGCUAAAUGCGUAAGUAUAACCGAGACGAAGCCAGGUGAAAACGGCGCUUACCCCGUGGUUCUUCGGUACAAUCCAGACGUUUCUAUCGAUCUAACGGCGACAUUCAGCUCAUCCCCAGGAUAUACUGUUAAAAACAUCGUGAUUCAUCAUAAUCAAGAUCAAAAUGUUACGAUUGCGUCCAGAACAGCCUACAAGGACGUCAAAAAGUGUGAUGUCCUGCGAAUGCCUCAAGCAGGUGGGGCAUGCGUCCUCCUCGUUCCGAAGAGUCAACUCGGAAGUGUUGACAAGUGCUGUGAUUUCAUCUUUGACCUCCUCUGCGGUGCCACCCCCAAGUUCAACAUCUACGACAGCAGCUGCUCGUAG
Ixodes scapularis (black-legged tick) is the source of this 549-nucleotide messenger RNA. RefSeq lists its product as uncharacterized. Gene Ontology annotation, biological process: symbiont-mediated perturbation of host defenses. Lineage: Eukaryota; Metazoa; Arthropoda; Arachnida; Ixodida; Ixodidae. Gene Ontology annotation, molecular function: amine binding. The record is from RefSeq and is a predicted model, not a curated record. The coding region runs from base 1 to 549 and encodes 182 amino acids. The transcript is spliced from 5 exons.